Messenger RNA from Scomber japonicus (chub mackerel), 3399 nucleotides. RefSeq names its product ubiquitin specific peptidase 45 (gene usp45). The record is from RefSeq and is a predicted model, not a curated record. Gene Ontology annotation, biological process: protein deubiquitination. The transcript is spliced from 19 exons. Gene Ontology annotation, molecular function: cysteine-type deubiquitinase activity; zinc ion binding. Bases 291 to 2711 code for a protein of 806 amino acids. NCBI's taxonomy places the organism in Eukaryota, Metazoa, Chordata, Actinopteri, Scombriformes, Scombridae.
GCUACCGAAAGCCUGUCAACAUUUAGAAAAGUCAAGGGCAAAAACAGACCGUUUUUUAGACUCAUGUUUAAUUUUCACCGUCACUGUUUGUCGUGGUCGGAGAUGCGUUUGUAUCUUCGUGUGUUGUGGGAAUAAACACACUUCAGCUUGUCUGCUAGCCAGGAAGAGUUGACAUCUCACUGUUGGCUGCUGGUUAGCUGACACAGUCAACAUAGGAGCUAAAAUAAAGAGGAUGGUCCGGGAUAAUUGAGGCCUCUUAACCGUGUUAUUGCCCAUAAUUAGAGCUCCAGAUGCGGCUUAAGGACCCCUUCUCUUUGAAAGCCGCCGACAUGACUAAGCGGACAAAUAAACCGAGGAAACCUCGUGAUGAAGAGUCAUCAGAUGAAGUCAGUGGGCUGACUUGCCAGCAUGUGAACAAGGCUGUGGACCUGAGCUCAGUGAAGAAGUCAGUGCUGUCCAGCGUGUGGUUGAUGUGCUCUGAGUGCCUAAAGGAAAGGACCAUGAUUGAUGGAGAGCCAGCAACAUCACAUGACAUCUUGGUCUGCCUCAAGUGUGGUUCUCAGGGCUGUAACCAGUCAGGGAUCCAGCACGCUGUCAAGCACCACCAAACCUUCCAUCCUGAGUCUCACUGCAUCACCAUCAGCUUGAGCACGUGGAAGGCCUGGUGUUUUGAAUGUAACGAGGAGCUCUCCACUCACUGUAACAAAAAGGCCUUGGCUCAGACCCUGGAUUUUCUACAAAAGCACUCUGUCAAGGCAACAUCAGCAGCGUCACCCAAGAUCAUCAAGCUGCGAGAGGAGCCAUCAGAUUAUAGUGACUCCCACAGAGGCAAGAGUCCAGCCAUCAAUAGCACCCUGGUUCCUGUCAAAGGCAUCAAUAACCUCGGCAACACCUGCUUCUUCAACGCUGUUAUGCAGAACCUGUCACAGACACACAUGCUCAUCGACCUCAUCCAGGAAUUGAAGGAGAAAGGAUACAAGCUGAAGAUCUGCCCCACUGUCGAGACCCAUCUGAGUCCAAUGACAGUAACGCUGCCCAGUCCAGAGCCCCUGACUGCGGCCAUGUUUCUCUUCCUCCAGAGCAUGAAAGAACCAGGAAAAGGCCCGGUCAAUCCCAAGAUCCUCUUUAAUCAGCUCUGCCAGAAGGCACCGCGUUUCAAGGGCUACCAACAACAGGACAGCCAGGAGCUUUUGCACUACUUACUGGACUCCAUACGAGUAGAGGAAACUAAGAGGGUGAAAGCAGGCAUCCUGAAGGCUUUCAACAAUCCCACAGAGAAGACAGCAGAUGAAGAGACCAAACGCCAAGUCAAAGCGUACGGGAAGGAAGGUGUGAAGAUGAACUUUGUUGACUCCAUCUUUGUAGGCGAGCUGACCAACACCAUUAUGUGUGAAGAGUGUGAGCAUAUCUCCACAGUGAAGGAAGCGUUUAUAGACAUCUCUUUACCCAUCAUAGAGGAGAGGAUAUCGAAACCGUCCAACCCCGGCAGGCUGGGGAAGGGCAGCCGGGAGCAGGACGCCCACAUGAGUCACAGCGAUCAGGUUCUGUCUGCAGCACACUCCGUCAACAGAAACACCAGGAAGCUCAGUGGACAGAAACAGCAGGCUAGGAGGUCUUCGAGCUCCGUGGAGGAGAAGGGGGCAGGCUGUGGUGCGGAGCGGCCAGAGGACGAGGGCGUAGCGGGCGGUUCAGCCCGUGGUGUCUCAGUCUGCAAGAUGGCUGCUGCCGGCAGCCUUUCAGACGGCAGCGAAAGAGACUCAGGUCCUCAAGACAGCAGCAACGACGCCGACAGCGAGGCUUCAGAGAGCGAGUGGGCCCCACACACCUCCUCCUCCAGCCACGCCCACGCCCAAGCGUCGUCCACUCUCACUCCAUCCCCUACACCCAUCUCCACCUCCUCACCCUCGUCAUCCACCUCCGCUAGGCAGGGUGGUGCUGUAGAGCAGCUGGUUACUGCGGUAUCUAAAGUCAACCUGGGCUUCGCCUCUGGGGACUGUUCACCUUCCACACACUGUACUCCAGAGGAGUCGGGAGAAACACAGUCGCGAGAUAAUCUCCACCAUCCACACCACCAGGGGGCGUUCCAGGCUCUGUCCCACAGUUACACCCCCAGCUCCAAGGAGUGCUCCAUCCAGUCCUGCCUACACCAGUUUACCUCUGUGGAAUUGCUGAUGGGCAACAACAAGCUGCUGUGUGAGAGCUGCACUGAACGCAGACAGAAGCAGCUGCGCAAGAGCAGCUCAGCUGAUAAGAAGGUGGAGAAGAUUUACACCAGUGCCAGGAAGCAAAUGUUAAUUUCCUCGCUGCCUCCGGUCAUCACAUUGCAUCUCAAACGCUUCCACCAGGCAGGGAUGAAUCUACGAAAGGUGAACCGCCAUGUGGACUUCCCGUUGAUCCUGGAUCUGGCUCCGUUCUGCUCGAUGACCUGCAAGAAUCAGAACUCAGCUGGUGAGCGGGUCCUCUACAGCCUGUAUGGGAUUGUGGAGCACAGUGGCUCCAUGCGUGGGGGCCACUACACCGCAUAUGUAAAAGUGCGCCCUCCCCAGAGGAAAACAGAACAGCAUCACAGAAACCUGUCAGGUGCAAGGGAGGCCAGCAGCAGCUCCCAGGGCCAGUGGGUCUACAUUAGUGAUACCACCGUUCAGACAGUACCAGAGUCAAGAGUACUCAACUCUCAGGCAUACCUGCUCUUCUAUGAGGAAAUGCUGUAAUGUGACCGGAAGUAUUUUAUACUAGAUAUCUGUUUUGCUUUGUAUUGUUUUUGUUACAGCCUGUAUAACUCCUCUUACUGUAUCUGAGAAGGAGAAAAGAAAAGGGACAGACUAUACACACACUUUUCUUACAUGUGAGGAAUGAGCGUCGUGUUACUAAAGCAGAAAUUCUCAAUAAAAAAUUGGCAUUUCUAAAUUUUAGAUAUAAAAAAGAAACCCAUGAGAAGGUACUUUCUGCUUUCAUAUAGUCCCAAUUUUCAUUCAUGUAUCCUAUUUUAAAAAAUCCUAACCUUUAAGAAGAGGUCAGGAGAGAAGAGUGUUAUUGAACCUGAGCUGUUCUAACUUUGUCGUCUAUCUGCCACAUUCUGAAACUGAAAAGCCGAUGUCAAAUGCGUGUGUGUUCACUGCUCACACACACACACACACAGAUGUAUGAGUGAAUGAGUGAGUGAGUGAGAGACAGACAGGAGAAUGUAAUUUCAAGGUGCUACGUGUAUCAUUUUCACAUCAGUAAAUGAUGCCACAUGUAGUUUGAGUUACUAUAAUUAUCUUAAACACGCACAACCAUCAUGAAGAAUAUGGGCUCCCCUGUCAGCACUCUACACUAAAGAUUUUACAUGUUGUGGAGCUGCCUCUGCUUGAUUGUUUCUGGCAAUGGCUAAUGAUAGAUGAUAGAUGGAAAAAUGAA